GUUACUCACAACAAAAACAAACAGAAAAACUCAUCAACCCAAAAACCACUUUACCUUAAAGCUCAAACAUCCUCGUAAAAACUAGAAGGGGUUGUCGUGUUGUGAGUGUUGAGUUGAGUGUUGAGUUGAGUGUAAUUUGUAUAUCAUCCAAAGGUAGCAUGAGUGGGAAAAGAGAGACAAUAAUGGGAGCAAAGAGAUUAUCUUCUCACCCCUUUUGCGGCGUUUUGAAGACGUGUUUCUCAGGUGGAAGAAGGUACGAUUAUGAAUAUGUGGAAGGAAGUGGUGGAGGGAGAAGGAUAUUUGCGAGUGAUGAAGACAGAGAACAUUGGGUUGCAGAGCCUGGUAUUGACAGAAAAGCUUCUGAUUUCAUUGCUAGAUACUAUGCCACACGUGUCACUGACUCUCACCGCCAAUUUGCAUCUUGAAGCUGGUUGCACUUCUUCGUUUCUUUCAUUGCAUGCAGGCGUAGCUCUCUCUCUCUCUGACCAAUUAUUACUCUCGUUCUCGCAGCGUAGACCUCCAAAUGUUCCAUCAAUUCGUUGUAGGGAUGGGCUCGGGGUGUGGAUCCAAUAUUUGUUAGUUGAAAUAAUUUUUUUUUUUGGUUCGUCCUUAGAGUAUCCACCGCCGACAGCAGUGACUAAUCUCCUUGCUAGGUUGGAGACACUUUAAAGGGUGGGAUAGCUGGCUCCAAGAUUUAACGCGGCUGCAUACACAAGGCAGGAUUCGAACCCCUGACCUUGCUUAAGCGUGGAUCAAUCCCUACCGCUGAACCACACGCUUGGAGUUAGUUAAAAUAAUUUGGUAAUUAAUAACAUAAUUAGUUAAAUAUAAGUGUGGGUUUUUUAUCCUAACAAAGUUUUUCUUUGCUUUUUGUU
Molecule: messenger RNA, 875 nt
Organism: Cajanus cajan (pigeon pea)
Lineage: Eukaryota; Viridiplantae; Streptophyta; Magnoliopsida; Fabales; Fabaceae
Source: RefSeq, a predicted model, not a curated record